CACGUUGCGCUUCAUUCACAAAUAGCUACCGUGGAUUACGCCCACACGACGAAAGGCUCCUUCCUCGUUCACCCAAAUUGACCCAGGCAACUUUCGGAAGAACAUUUUCCCAAAAAAUGAAAAUGUCAGCGGCCGAGAUCUCCCAGGUGCUCAAAGAGGGCGAGCUGGAGAAAAGGAGCGACAACUUGCUCCAGUUCUGGAAGAGGAAGACCUGCGUCCUGACCCCCGACAGCCUCAACAUGUACGCCGACACGCAAAAGCGCUCCAGGGGCAAAGAGCUCAAGUUGCAGCGCAUCAAGAAGGUGGACUGCGUGGAGCGCACCGGCAAAUUCGUCUACUUCACCAUCGUCACCACGGACGACAAGGAGAUCGACUUCCGCUGCCCGGGCGAGGACAACUGCUGGAAUGCUGUGAUCACCAUGGCUCUCAUCGACUACCAAAACCGCAAAGCCAUCCAAGACUUCAAGACGCGCCAGGACGACGAGAGCGCGUCCCCAGACCAGCAUGAGAGGCACAUGGCGAGGGCUCCCUGAGAACCCCCCACCGCAAGCCUCACUCUCUUCUCCUAAUAUGGAUGUGUGCGUGGCCCACACAAGAAAUAAUCAUUCAAGGACCAAGCAAAAGGGAAAGAUGACGUCAUCCAGUCCAGCGAUGAAGGAUUGUGGACUGAGCUGUCGCAAUGACUCUCCUGUCCGGCAGAGAUUUUCCUGACUUCACUCACAUGGACUGACCAGUGAAGUUUGCUCUCAUUGGAGCAACAGAAAAAGAAGAUGCCCAUAAAAGAAUGUCUGUUAAUUUAUUUGUUUCCAGGAUAGUGUCUACUGGUAAACUGCACUUGUUUAAAUUAUUUGCUUGUUUCAAAGCGUGGUAUGUGUUUCUAUAUUUAUUUCAAUAAAUAUGUGCAUCUUUUUAACAUAAUCUGAAGCAUUUCAUUACUUUCCCUGAAGAGUUUGUUAGAAUUGCUUGAACUUUAGUGUAUAUCUGGAUGGAGGUGCAGCAGAUUCAUUUUUCUUCAGUCUUUAUAACACUGCGGUGUUUUUCAAUUUUUUGCUUAAUUUCUCACUAUGUGAGAAAAAUUAAUAUCUGUAGUAUAUUUUUGCGGAAUCUACAUUCAUUUAGUUUUAAGAUGGGUUUUAUUAUUUUUUUAAAUUUUGCUUCUCUAAAUUUACAAGAAGAUACUGUAGUUUCUACUCCAAACUUUGUCAGAAUAGAUUUUAUACUUUUCUAAACCUAAAUGACCUGGUUUAUUUUUUGUUGUUGUUCCAAGUUAUCAAAAUAGGGGUUUGGUAUAAUUGACAGUACAUUUCUUCUUUUACUUAAAGUGGAAUUUGUAUUUCGGUUGUACUUUUUCCCCACACAUUUACUUUUAACAGUACAAUGUGCGAGUAAUUUUGGCACCUCUAAACAGCACAGGAAACAAUUAGAACUUGGCUUUUGUUAACAUUGUAAAUAAAGUCUCUGAAUGGCCAAUCUUGCAUACUA
Syngnathus acus (greater pipefish) is the source of this 1482-nucleotide messenger RNA. RefSeq names its product pleckstrin homology-like domain, family A, member 2 (gene phlda2). Lineage: Eukaryota; Metazoa; Chordata; Actinopteri; Syngnathiformes; Syngnathidae. Gene Ontology annotation, biological process: positive regulation of apoptotic process. Bases 117 to 533 code for a protein of 138 amino acids. The record is from RefSeq and is a predicted model, not a curated record. Gene Ontology annotation, molecular function: phosphatidylinositol phosphate binding. The transcript is spliced from 2 exons.